Elephantulus edwardii (Cape elephant shrew) is the source of this 792-nucleotide messenger RNA. RefSeq names its product 2,3-bisphosphoglycerate mutase (gene BPGM). Gene Ontology annotation, molecular function: intramolecular phosphotransferase activity. Gene Ontology annotation, biological process: glycolytic process. The transcript is spliced from 2 exons. Bases 13 to 792 code for a protein of 259 amino acids. NCBI's taxonomy places the organism in Eukaryota, Metazoa, Chordata, Mammalia, Macroscelidea, Macroscelididae. The record is from RefSeq and is a predicted model, not a curated record.
UCCACCACCAGUAUGUCCAAGUACAAGCUUGUUAUGUUAAGACACGGGGAGGGAGCCUGGAAUAAGGAGAACCGCUUUUGCAGCUGGGUGGACCAGAAACUGAACAGUGAAGGACUGGAGGAAGCUCGGAACUGUGGGAAGCAACUCAAGGAGCUGAACUUUGAGUUUGACCUUGUGUUCACAUCCAUCCUCAAUCGAUCCAUCCACACAGCCUGGCUGAUCCUGGAGGAGCUGGGGCAGGAGUGGGUUCCCGUGGAAAGCUCCUGGCGUCUGAACGAGCGUCACUAUGGAGCCCUGAUCGGUCUCAAUCGAGAGAAGAUGGCUCUGAAUCACGGGGAGGAGCAGGUGAGGAUCUGGAGAAGAAGCUACAACGUGACCCCGCCGCCCAUCGAUGAGUCCCACCCUUACUACCACGAGAUCUACAGUGACCGGAGAUACAAGGUGUGCGACGUGCCUCUCGAUCAGCUGCCGCGGGCUGAGAGCUUAAAGGAUGUUCUGGAAAGACUCCUUCCCUAUUGGAACGAAAGGAUUGCUCCAGAAGUGCUGAGCGGCAAGACCAUUCUGAUAUCAGCGCAUGGAAAUUCCAGUAGGGCGCUCCUGAAGCAUCUGGAAGGUAUCUCGGAUGAAGACAUCAUCAACAUCACUCUCCCCACUGGAGUCCCCAUCCUCCUGGAACUGGAUGAAAACCUGCAUGCCGUUGGGCCCCACCAGUUCCUGGGCAACCAGGAGGCCAUCCAGGCGGCCAUUAAGAAGGUGGAAGAUCAAGGAAAAGUGAAACGAGCGGCCAAAUAA